CUGGUAUCCACACUGCCACCAGCUUGGACCAUUCAGCUACUGCGUAAUAGCAAUAGGUGGGAACACAUUGGUCUUGAAGAGGGGACACAAGGCAGGUCUGCCCUUCGUCCCCCCCUCAACAACGUGCCAAGAUGGCGGCAAAACGCAUGUCCAAGAGGCAAGCGCGAGAGGAGGAAGAGCUUGCAGCUCUACAGAAACAGGCAGGUAGACUUUCUACUCCAGGCGAAGACAAGAUCGAGGAAGCAGAUGGAGAAGCGGGCAAUGUAAAGGAUGCAUCCCCAAGCUCGAACUGCAAAACCGUACAAGCACAGCCUGUCAGUGCAUUUGCAGCCCUCAGCUUGAAUUCAGAUGAGGAAGAGCGGGAACAAGACGAAGGGAACGAACAAGAAAGAGAGACCGAGUCUGCACCGGCGAAAGGUAGCUCAAAGACCAAAAAGAAAAAGCAAAAGAAGAACCGAAGCAAGGGACUGCAAACGGAAGAUGCCCUACAAACCGGUGAAGCAAGCGGGUCCACUACUCCCAGUACAGACAAAGGCACACUUGGACUGUCCAAAGGAGGCAGCAAGUAUACGAAUGCCAGAGCGCUGACCAAGGGAGAAAAGCGAAAUGUGGAGGACAUGAGUAUGGACGAGUUUGAUCGUCUCUUGGCGCAGGAGCGAGCCACGUCGGAUGCAACAAGCGGGGCAGUAGCAUCUACAGGUUCCGGAGCGCCGGCAUCAUCAAGCACAGAGUACUGCCUUCUCAACAAGCUGCGAUCAACGCUAAGCUGUACAGCGCAGAACUUUGAUCCUUUUGUCGAGCUGAAGAGGACUUUUGGAGCGGCAGCUGUGAAGGCAUACGAGUCCGAAGCGCGCAGCACUGGCGGAAGCGGCGCUGCAGGCGGGCGAGCAGCCAGAAUGCGGAACGCAGCACACAAUCCCAACAUGCGGUUACGAUGUGUGCUCGUGCAGCCAAAGCCUGAAUGGCUGCCCAUCGCGCAGACUUUCACGGGCAUGAAUAUGGAGGACCACGUAGAAGAAGGGAAGGGCAAGAUUUGCUCGUGGAUUCAUUCGAGGGCUUACAAAGAAGCACAGUACAAUUUUCUCGAAGCGGUUCGAUCGUAUGACCCCAACUCGUUGCACACCCUUAUUCGGAUCUACCCCUGGCAUAUCGACACUUUGCUACAACUGAGCGAGGUCUUACGACAUCAGGGCGACUUGGGUCAAGCUGGUGACUUUGUCUCUCGAGCGUUAUUUGCCUACGAGCGGUGUGCAAAUCCAUCUUUCGUAUCCUCUCUCACCUCUUCCUCCGGUCCCGCGCAAGUCGACUUCUCGCGUAUAGAGAACCGCGGGUUCUAUCUCGCCGCACACCGUCACAUCAAUUACUUAGGGCGCCGGGGGACAUGGCGCACAUCGCUCGAGUGGUGCAAGCUAUUGCUAUCCAUAGCGGCACCCUCAGAUCCACAUGCGGUGCUGCUAUGGGUAGACUUUCUCGCAAUCAAGAGUUCAAGCCACAAGUGGGUGUUGCAGCUGGAUGAGGCCCUCACUCAGGCAAGAGGAAGUGUGGAAUGGGCUGUGGGAUGGCAGUUCGCUAAGGCCCUCGCAUAUCGAGGGAUCGAGAGAGAAGAAAGAAAUCAUGACCAUGCAAAGAGCAAUACGGCGCUAGAGGAAGCGAUGGGUCUGCACCCUAUAGCUGCGCCAGUGCUUUUAAAGAAGCUCGGCACAGAAAUUCCCAUGGAAGCUCUUGAUGACCCGUCGCUACAAGUCGCAAGCUCAUAUUCGGAGAUCAAUGGACGCGAUGCCUAUGUGCACCUCCUCAGCCAUCUGUACGCUGCACGUUCCGAGUCGCUUUGGAAGGAUCACGACCACCAGUCAUGGCUCUCGGAGACUUUUAGGCGAGUUUGGCCUGUCAUUAAAAAAAAGGCGCGCAGACCAAAUCCUCCAGAUGGUGAAACGCUCACCAGCAUCUACCGCCAUGUAAUCGUUUCGGAUAUCCCCGACACAUUGCGCCAGCAGUUGAUCUCGCUUAUGCCGCCCGAUGUGACGUCGCGCUCAGAGCUGCUCGAAGCAUCCGAUCCGUUUCCACCUGCUUACGGCACCCGAUUCGAUGAUGAAUAUUUUGCUGACAUCUCUGGUCGCAUGCCAAGUUCGAACCGGGGUGGACCCGGCGGGAGGCGAGGCGCGCAAGAUCUGAUGAGGAUGAUUCAGGAUGCCCAGGAUCGACUGCCGCAAGAGGAGCAGGCCGGAUUCUUCAAUGACCUGAUCCAGCAAAUGCAUCCUGGUGGCUGGAACGGUGACGAGGAUGGCGAAGCCAACGGUGGCCGAGAGGCACAAGGAGGAGUUGAAGGACAGCAACAUGAUGCUCGUGGGAUUCUGGAGAGACUCAUGGCUUUUUUGCAAGCUCGUAGACCAGAAUAGCAUCUGUAAUCGAGCUGUCCCUAUGACGUGAUUA
Molecule: messenger RNA, 2430 nt
Organism: Tilletiaria anomala UBC 951
Lineage: Eukaryota; Fungi; Basidiomycota; Exobasidiomycetes; Georgefischeriales; Tilletiariaceae
Product: DUF654-domain-containing protein
Exons: 5
Coding region: 132-2396 (754 amino acids)
Biological process (GO): ribosome-associated ubiquitin-dependent protein catabolic process; rescue of stalled cytosolic ribosome
Cellular component (GO): RQC complex
Source: RefSeq, a predicted model, not a curated record